CUUGCUUUUGAAUCGGAAAAUGAUUAAAAAUGGACCUUGCCUAAAUCGAAAAUAUGUGCAACAGAUUGUUGACUUCAUUCGUGAGCGCAUUACCAUCCUCCCCACUGUGGGCAUAGUCUGUGGAAGUGGAUUUGGAAAAAUGGCCUCUAAGAUGAAGAACGCUCAGGUGCUGAAGUAUGAAGACAUUCCAAAUUUUCCCCGUUCCACUGUUGUGGGUCAUCCUGGUAAUCUGGUUUUUGGCGAAUUUGGCGGGAAAAUGGUGGUGGUGAUGCAGGGACGUUUUCACAUGUAUGAAGGUUACGAGCGUCAACACGUGAGUUCAACCUUCCAAAUUUACGUAUUUUACCAGAUCACGAUCCCGAUUCGGGUUAUGAAAUUGCUGGGAGUGGAAAUUCUUCUGUUGACAAAUGCUGCCGGUGGAUUGAAUCGCAGUUUAAAAGUUGGCGAUCUGGUUUGUAUCAAGGAUCAUAUAAGCUUUCCGGGUAUGAGCCUAAACAAUGUACUCGUAGGCCCAAACGACGAAGAUUUCGGCGAGAGAUUCAUUGCUAUAUCGGAUGCAUACGACUCAAAUUUACGUAGCAUUUUCAAAAAGGUUGUUGCAGAGAUGAACUUUUCGGAUGUUGUGAAGGAAGGUGUUUACGCUCAUGUUGGUGGUCCUACUUAUGAAAGUCCUGCAGAAUGUCGCAUGCUGCUCAUGAUCGGAGCUGACGUUGUCGGUAUGAGCACUGCACCCGAAGUGCUUGUGGCACGGCAUGCUGGAAUUCGAGUGUUUGCACUCUCCUUGGUAACCAACGUUAGUGUUCUGGAUGAAGAGUCCAAAGAA
Opisthorchis viverrini is the source of this 823-nucleotide messenger RNA. RefSeq lists its product as hypothetical. The annotation marks the transcript as partial. The transcript is spliced from 5 exons. The record is from RefSeq and is a predicted model, not a curated record. Lineage: Eukaryota; Metazoa; Platyhelminthes; Trematoda; Opisthorchiida; Opisthorchiidae. Gene Ontology annotation, biological process: nucleoside metabolic process. Gene Ontology annotation, molecular function: purine-nucleoside phosphorylase activity. Gene Ontology annotation, cellular component: cytoplasm.